Brenthis ino (lesser marbled fritillary) is the source of this 558-nucleotide messenger RNA. Lineage: Eukaryota; Metazoa; Arthropoda; Insecta; Lepidoptera; Nymphalidae. The record is from the annotation of a GenBank genome assembly.
AUGUCGUCCAGUAGAUCAAAAUCCUCUAUUCUAGACAAACCCCUAAGCAAAGGAAAAGGGGAAGUUUCGCUAGCGCUAUACGCCCUUUUGUUUUCAGAAAUUGUUCAAUAUUGCCAAAAUAGAUCACAUUCUAUUCAUGAACUGCAGACAAAAUUAUCAGAAAUGGGCCAUGAUGUUGGAACUAGACUGCUUGAUUUAUAUUUCGUAAGGGAACGAAACAGCAAGAGGGAAAUUAAACUUCUCAACAUGCUGCUAUUUGUGAAAUCUACUCUCUGGAAGGUAUUAUUUGGAAAAGAGGCAGACAAAUUAGAACAUGCAAAUGAUGAUGAGAGAACUUAUUAUAUAAUUGAGAAAGAUGCUUUAGUUAAUAAAUUCAUAAGUGUACCUAAAGAUAAAGGCUCCCUUAAUUGUGCUUCAUUUAAUGCUGGAAUUAUAGAAGCUGUACUAACUAAUGGAGGAUUUCCAGCAAAAGUAACAGCGCAUUGGCACAAAGGCACCACAUACAUGGUCAAGUUUGAAGAUUUUGUUAUAACUAGAGAUAAAUGUUUAGAUGAUCGA